GGCGGAAGUGAUCUGCGCGGUGUAUUGUGGGGAGUGUGGUUCCGGUGCGGAGAAGCAGCCAGGGCCGGAGCGGACUACAAGUCCCGUCAUCCUACUACCGAGUGACAUCUGCGGAUACUAAGCCCACCCCAGAGAACCGCGCAGACCCGCCCGGCGACCGGACAACAUGAGAGAUAAACAGAAGCGCCGCAGAGAACGCACGUGGGCCGAGGCCGCCAAGAUGGUUUUGGAGAAUUACUCCGAUGCACCGAUGACCCCUAAACAGAUCCUGAAUGUGAUUGAGGCUGAAGGGCUGAAAGAGACAAAGAGCGGGUCCUCCCCUUUGGCGUGUCUGAACGCCAUGUUACAUUCCAACUCCAGGACACGAGAAGCCAUGUUUUACAAGCUCCCGGGCCGCAUCAGCCUCUUCACUAUGAAGAAGAACGCAGUGCAGUGGUCUCGUGUGGUGUCGCUGCCUGACGAUGGAGACGCAGAGGACACCGCAGAUGAGGAGGGAAGCCAGUGGACCGAGGACAGCUCAGUGCCUGCAGCAGAAACGUCAAGCAGUGCGUCCUGUUCUCAAGAGUCACAUGUCCGAGAAACCAGGUCCCUAGUACAGAUGAAUAAGCAGAAGAGAAGAAGUGGGGUGCUGCUGCCUCGGGUUGUCCUUACACCUCUUAAAGUAAACGGGGCUCAUCUGCCCUCCACUUCAGGUUUGUCAGUUCGCCGCGUAGAAAGUGAAUCUUCCAGUAACAGUGCUUUGAGGGGCAGCCUAGCUUUUCACAGACGAUCAGCCUUAAGCGGCAACUCCACCCAUCAUCUGAGAAGCCUAAAGAACAUCUCUGCUCCAGGACAAGUGAGGAAGAAGGAGGAGGAGAUCGACUUUGAGACUCCUGGUUCCAUCCUAGUGAACACUAAUCUUCGCGCCCUGAUAAAUGUGCGGAUGUUCAAUGCUCUCCCGGCGCACCUCCAGCAGCAGCUUCUACUACUCCUCCCAGACGUGGACAGACAGGUCAGCCCAGAUGGACAGUUGCGGAUGAGUGGGAGCGCCCUGAAUAAUGAGUUUUUUGCUCACGCGUGUCAGAGGUGGAGGGAGAGGCUGGCAGAAGGUGAAUUCACUCCUGAGGCUCAGCAGCGGAUGAGACAGGAGAUGGGAAAGGAGAAGAAAGUUGAAGACUGGAAAGAGAAGUUCUUUGAAGAUUUCUAUGGACAGAAGCUCGGGUAUUUGGAGGAGCCAGGAUCUGAUCUGGAAGAUAAGUCUUAUGAAACACCUUGCCUACAGCAAGAGAAGCCGAGAACAAAUCUAGAACCUGCUCAGAAACAGGAGGUGGUUCCUGAUGUUCACAUCAGAACUCGGAGGAGUCUUUACAGGAACACUAAAAAGAUCCAACGUAACCUUCCAGGCACUGCUGAAGUCAAAGUUACCACCUCUCCUCCCCUUCCUCUGGAGACAACGGAGUCUGAUCCUUCAGCUGUGGAGAGCAGAUUGUCCAAAAGAGAUGACCUCAGCCUCCCCUCCACCUCCGAGAGAGUGCCCGAACUUCAUCCCGAGAUUACAUCGGAGCAGAAGAGGAAGACCACCGAGCCAGAAAUCUCCAGCCCCUCCCUCGAAAAGAAGCCACGGAUGGAACAGCGUCAGUCCUUUCGUAACACAAUUCAGAGUGUUCACCCCGAAAAGCCACAGCCCACCAAAGAAGAACCAAAAGUCCCACCAAUCCGGAUACAGCUUUCUCGGAUCAAACCUCCCUGGGUGGUUAAAGGUUUGCCAGCUUACCAGAUCUUCCACCGGAUCAUCCCAAACCCUGAUCCCACUGGGUGCUGGCCUUCUCCCUGCUCGCCUUCUGACAGUCAGACCAGUGACCAUCACUCCCAGACCUCCAAUGGUGAAGGCCGAGGCAGCGGUAACCACUGCCACCACACAAGCAAAAGAAGAAGCCGGUCCAGAGGCUCCAGAAGAAGAACCAGAAAGAGAAGACAUGGAGAGAAACCAGCAAAUCGCUGCAGAACACAAUUACUGCAGGCCGUUGCCAUGAUGGCGGAGAAACAAGAAGUCCCACGGGUCAAAAUCAGCUUGGUGUCAAGUGAUGCAGGCAAUGUUCAUAAUGACCAUGGCACGAAUGACUCACUUACCAAAGAAUGGCACCUCGAUAAGGUGAGUGUCCUAGAGGACAGCUCCCAGAAUGGCGAUAAGGAAGUUCCUAUGGCAGACAAAGAGGAGGAGAAUAUAUGUAUGAGCCAGUGUAGUGAUGAGAGGAUGUUUGCAUCCUCUAUGGAUGGCACCACAGGACAGUCCUUUGAGGGUACGCCAUGUGUUCUGGGUGACGUCUCCAAUACCUUUCAGAACAGACUCAAGCAGGUCUCGUUAUGUUCAACCGAAAAGGAUUCUUCUGAAAAUAAAACUGAUGCAGCACCAGCGGACAGCACCGAGCACCAUGUACUACCUACAUCCUCUCUAGUGCAGCCACACUCACUGGACACAGCUAAAACCUUACCCACAGGACAGUUGCCCGUGCAUGUUUAUGACCCCUCAACACCCAACACCACAUUGGACUUUGCUAGUGACCCAUGCUGUAACGGCCACCCUCAUGACAAUGUUCCUUGUCCCUUGGUCAACAGCUCACUGGAGCCAAAUAAGUCUGACCUACCCUAUGGUGCUAUACAGGCAGGGUCCUUGGAGCAGACAUUAGUGCCUGCUGCUGAGAACGUUGCUUUUGAUUGUUUUAAGGGAAACCUGGCAGUUCCUUUGCCUGUUAAUGUUGUCCCCUGCACAGCUAAUGUGUUUAAAGAGGAUGAACUUCCUGAACCUGAAGCCACGGUUGGAAAUUUUUCAGCAGGUACAAAUGAUGGACAAGAAAGGUUGUACAUGCACUCCAUUUUGUCACCUGCGAAUCUGGAGGCAGGAAAGCAUGGUAGCCCUGGCCCCACCACUGAGCCAUCAUCCAGCCCUCACCCCUUUAAGGAGAUGUCCCAGGGUUGCCAGGACAGCUGUGGAGACCAUAAACAUUCGCUGUAUAACUCGGCUGGGUUUGCUGGUAAAGUCCCCUUAUUAUUGGGUAUGCCCUUCAUCCAGUUCCCAAAGGAAGUGGGGGUCCGUGUUGAGCUGCCUGUAGACCUAGCCUUGUCUCCCCGAAAUAAGAUGGACACCUUCCUGGAGAUGUUGUCGCAGGAUGUGGCCGCCUACCAUUACUCCGCAGGGUUGCGUCUCUCCUCAAUGCCUGGGGACUGUGAGGUUACGGGCAGUGCCUCACUCUCUGUGGAAGUCUUCUCGGGAGACGGAGGGAAGGAGCAAGUUUCACUGAGGUGUUCGUGCAGCUUCAAAGCCAUGGCCAUGUGUGAGGGUUGCGGGGCCUUCUGUCACAUCGACUGCAUAGGACCUUCCAAACUGUGUGUUUCGUGCCUUGUCAUAAGAUAAUACACUGACAGCUCUAGGGGCAGUCUUCUAGUUUAGCAAGAUUUCGUAAACCAGUGACCCUUUCAUCCGGUAGUGGGGCUACAACUUCCUUGCAUGUCCUGACAGUAUGUGGCCAUGCUGAGGGUUGUAGUCCCUCCACCUUCCUGGGAAGGAGAGUGGGUUGGUGAACCCUGGUUUUUAGUGUCUGUAUUUUUCCUAAUGUUCAGAGCAACGAGAUGUUAAUAUUGUAUUAUGCUUUAUUUUGUUAGAAAUUGAAAGAAAAAAAAACUGCUGAUGAAUAUUAUUCAGCUGUUAUUGUGAUACAGGCCCUAUUGAAGGGGUAGUAAUGGUCAUGAGGGGGUGCUGUGAGGUCAACAGUCUUGGUGUUUUGGGGGUAGCUCGGUUUAUAGCCAGUCCCCCACUAAACCCAUAAGAUUACAAUUUAAGUUCACUGCAUAGUACAUUUCACAGCUUUCUGAUAUACCUUUAAUUCAUUUUCAAGCCCUUCUUGCGGUCUAUACUCUCAUAGCUUGUUACUGUUGGAUCCAAUCUAGACACGUCUCUAGGAGCUAAACAGCCUGGACUCUACCCGCCCUCAUCCACUUUAUCAGCCCAGAAGUCCAGGCUGUUGAGCUCCUAAAGUGGAUGAGGGCGGGUAGAGUCCAGGCUGUUUAGCUCACCGAGGAUUGUCUAGACUGGAGGAAGUGGGUCUCUAGCCUUGCGCUGUAAGGAAUAAUGUUCCUGCAACUGAUAACAAGCAGAGAUCUUGGAAAUGGUGGAGAAUCGAAACGCAAGGUCUGUUGCAAAGUUACAGAAACUUUCAGUAUGAGAGGCGGUAAUGACAUGUACAAUUCUGCAGCCCGACAGUUAAUCGAGGAACAGCCGGAGAUUCCUUCAUUCAGAACUCGGGGCAAAGUUUUUCUUUAACUUGUAUCUGACUGUUUUACAGUGUUUGAGGCAAGCACUACGUCUACUGUGCAGUAUAAAAGUGCAUACAGCAGCGCGACUUUUAACCCUUCUAAUCAAUAUAAUAGUAAAUUAUUCUAGGAAGUAAAAUCUGAUGGAACAGAAGGCUACAUCAUAUAUUUACUUGGCUAGUUUUUACCGAACAUUUCACUUCACUUGCGUGUACAGCAGGGGCCGGUGGAUGCUAUGGCUGAGCGUUCACUGUACUGGUGCCCAUUGUGUUUUUACCAUUUGUACAUUACUGCCCCUUCAAGCCUAGCUCGCUCAUGGAGGAUAGAGGUGAGUCUGUGGGGUCAGGGGGGUUCCCCUGCCUUCGAUUUGGUAUGGGCUGCAUGGCAGGGCUAUGGUCAGUGUUCUGGGGUGGGUUGGAGGGAGGGGGGGGGGGGUGUUGAGGGGGGUAAUUGGGUCGUCCAUCUUUUGUAUGCAUGGACAAUAUAUCUGGAAGCAGGCAGCACUGUGUGACACAUGAACAGGUUGUAUAUACAGGAGGAGAUUGGGCUUCUGCGUUCCAGUGUUUUAUCCCUGUACUGAUUAUUAUGGUGUACACAUUUCUGGCCUAUAAUAUAAAUGUAUAUUCUGUAUA
Messenger RNA from Bufo gargarizans (Asiatic toad), 4919 nucleotides. It is a transcript of the gene ASXL1, whose product is annotated as ASXL transcriptional regulator 1. NCBI's taxonomy places the organism in Eukaryota, Metazoa, Chordata, Amphibia, Anura, Bufonidae. The transcript is spliced from 12 exons. Gene Ontology annotation, biological process: positive regulation of transcription by RNA polymerase II; animal organ morphogenesis. Gene Ontology annotation, molecular function: DNA binding; chromatin binding; peroxisome proliferator activated receptor binding. Bases 167 to 3391 code for a protein of 1074 amino acids. The record is from RefSeq and is a predicted model, not a curated record. Gene Ontology annotation, cellular component: PR-DUB complex.